This is a messenger RNA of Pyrus x bretschneideri (Chinese white pear), 824 nucleotides long. RefSeq names its product ubiquitin-conjugating enzyme E2 36. The record is from RefSeq and is a predicted model, not a curated record. Gene Ontology annotation, molecular function: ubiquitin conjugating enzyme activity. Gene Ontology annotation, cellular component: nucleus. The transcript has 8 exons. Bases 141 to 602 code for a protein of 153 amino acids. Gene Ontology annotation, biological process: protein K63-linked ubiquitination; DNA damage tolerance. Lineage: Eukaryota; Viridiplantae; Streptophyta; Magnoliopsida; Rosales; Rosaceae.
GUUGACCAUAUUUCCCCGUCUUGUUCAUCCCUCUGGCUUUCAGAUUCUUCUGAACUUCUGAUCUUCGGAGAGAGAGAGAGAGCUUCUGAGUCUUUGGCGUCUGGAAUCCUCCAACUUUCAAGAGAAGAAGAAGAGAUUUGAUGGCGAACAGUAAUCUUCCGAGAAGAAUUAUCAAGGAGACGCAGAGGCUUCUCAGCGAACCAGCUCCUGGAAUCAGUGCUUCUCCUGCAGAAGAAAACAUGCGAUAUUUCAACGUAAUGAUUCUUGGCCCAGCUCAAUCUCCAUAUGAAGGUGGGGUUUUCAAGUUGGAAUUGUUUUUGCCUGAAGAAUAUCCAAUGGUACCUCCAAAGGUCCGUUUCCUGACAAAAAUAUAUCAUCCUAACAUUGACAAGCUUGGGAGGAUAUGCCUCGAUAUUCUGAAAGACAAAUGGAGUCCAGCCCUUCAAAUCCGAACAGUAUUGCUGAGCAUUCAAGCACUUCUGAGUGCUCCAAAUCCUGACGAUCCGCUUUCUGAGAACAUUGCAAAGCACUGGAAGACAAAUGAAGAAGAAGCUGUUGAGACAGCAAAGGAGUGGACCCGUUUAUACGCGAGUGGGGAAUAAUGCGGAGAAGUUAUAAAAUUUCAGUUUCUCGAUCGAAUGUUGAACAGCAUGUAUGUGUUUGGUCUUAGAACUUAAGAACUAUCAGACAUGAAGAUUUUCCAGCGCAUCGGUCCAUGUUGAUAAUCACUUUCAUUCUCCUCAUACUGCACCGUCGAAACUUAUGAUCACAAGGCGAAUGUAUCACAUUUGCAAAUAAUUGAAUCACGGAAUAUGUUCAUCGUU